AUGUUCUUCAGAUCGAUCCUGGCUGCAUCGGCCCUUGUUGCCUUUGGCAAUGCUCAAACCAUUGUAACCUCCAGCGCCUCGUCGGUGGCACCAUCCAGCACAGUUGCGCAGUCUAUGCCACCAACUGCUACACAAGCAUUCGACGCCAACAAUGUGACCGCCGCCACUAAGUUUCAAUGGUGUCUGGCUCAGCUCAACACUUGCCCUCAGAUAUGCGGUGGUGCAGCUUCUCUCAACACAUGCGAUAGCAACACUCUCAUGUACAGCUGCACAUGCCCCAACGGAACUGUGCCAGACUCCACCGCCUAUACCCAGAGCCUGCCCUUCUUCGUCUGCCAGGAGACCUACAUCCAAUGCGUCAGAAACAACCCAAACAACGCUCAGGCCCAAGGAGCUUGCCGAACAAACCAGCAAUGUGGUACUCGAAAUGCUACAGCUGAAGCACUCCUCUCUACUUCUGGUGCCUCGUCCAGCGUAGCUUCUGCCACGAGCAGAGCCAGCAGUUCUGCAGCUUCUGGUACAGGCAGUGCUGCCUCAUCUGCUGCCUCGGCUACGUCCAGUGGCAGCGACGCUUCCAUGACCACCAUCACAACUGGUGCUUUCAUGGCUGUCCUCAUGGCUGCUUUCAAGCUCCUGUUGUAA
Messenger RNA from Lithohypha guttulata, 642 nucleotides. RefSeq lists its product as uncharacterized. The transcript is spliced from 3 exons. NCBI's taxonomy places the organism in Eukaryota, Fungi, Ascomycota, Eurotiomycetes, Chaetothyriales, Trichomeriaceae. The coding region runs from base 1 to 642 and encodes 213 amino acids. The record is from RefSeq and is a predicted model, not a curated record.